Molecule: messenger RNA, 1497 nt
Organism: Pestalotiopsis fici W106-1
Lineage: Eukaryota; Fungi; Ascomycota; Sordariomycetes; Amphisphaeriales; Sporocadaceae
Exons: 4
Coding region: 1-1497 (498 amino acids)
Biological process (GO): transmembrane transport
Cellular component (GO): membrane
Molecular function (GO): transmembrane transporter activity
Source: RefSeq, a predicted model, not a curated record
AUGAUUGACGACUCCAAGGAUGAAAAACACCCGCAGGGCGAUGAUGGCGUCGCUGUUGGACGUGUCGACAGUCACGAUGCGCCGCUUGCCGAUACGGCGCGUGUCGUUGACCCCGUCGCCGAGAGGCGUCUCUGCCGAAAGUUUGAUGUCCGGCUUCUACCCGUACUGGCAAUCAUGUACCUCUUCAACGCAUUGGACAAGGGAAAUCUGGGAAAUGCACAGACAGCAGGUCUCACCGACGAUCUCGGCAUGCCCAAAGAACAGUACAACCUCAUAGUCUCCAUCUUCUUCGUACCCUAUGUGCUCUUUGCACCGCCAGUCGCCAUGGUUGGCAAGCGUUUUGGACCUGCCCGCGUCCUACCGAUUCUCAUGUUUGUCUUUGGUUCCAUGACCCUGUGUACCGCCGCCACCUACAACUUUGGGGGCAUCUUUGCUCUACGCUUCUUCCUCGGUGUGGCCGAGGGUGGCUUCUUCCCACUCGUGAUCUAUUACCAGACUACAUUCUACCGUCGUGGCGAGCUCGCGCGACGCUUGGCCAUUUUCUACGCCGCCUCGAAUGUUGCCCACGCCUUUAGUGGUCUGCUUUCAUUUGGUGUUUUCCAAAUCAAGUCGCAUCUGGAGUCGUGGCGCUAUCUAUUCAUUAUCGAGGGGACAGCGUCGGUGCUGUUUUCAGUCUUUGCUUUCUGGUAUCUCCCACGCGACGCAGCGUCGGCCAAAUUCUUGAAUGAGGAGGAGAAAGCUCUAGCCUACCACCGAAUGGCUGUUGAUUCCUCGUCUAUUGUGUCGGAGGAAUUCAAUCUCAAGGAUGCUCUCAAGAUCUUUUCCUACCCCACGACCUAUGGAUUUCUCCUGAUUGAGAUUUGCCUCGGCGUACCUCUGCAGUCCGUGUCGCUCUUCAUGCCCCAGAUCAUCCAGAGACUUGGAUACGAUACGGUCAAGACCAACUUGUACACAGUGGCUCCCAACGUCGGCGGUGCCGCAAUGCUCUUGAUACUGGCUUUUAGCUCCGACUUUUUGCGUCUCCGCUUUCCCUUUAUCAUGCUAGGUUUCAUCUUUACCUUUACGGGCUUCAUCAUCUACGCCGCCAUCACCGAUGUUGAGGCCCAAUUGCACCUGGCCUACUAUGCCUGCUUCAUGAUGGUAUGGGGCACGUCGGCCCCGUCGGUGCUUCUCUCCACCUGGUAUAACAACAAUAUUGCUCACGAGGGUCGUCGUGUCCUCCUCACCUCGGUCGGUGUUCCUCUGGCCAAUCUCAUGGGCUUGGUGUCGAGCAAUAUCUUUCUCUCGCGAGAGGCACCCAAGUACCAGACGGCGCUCAUCACUACGGCAACGUUUGGUGCCGUGGGUGCAUUUGUGGCGGGUUGUCUGGGCACUUAUAUGAUUUUUGACAACCAUAGGAGGAACCGCAAGGCCGGGGUCAAGACUUUCGCGCGCGAUAUUCCUACUUAUAAACUGCGGGAUGGGCCGAGUGUACCGGAAUUCCGCUGGUUUCUAUGA